GAGAAAUAGGUAACUAUUCUACACCAAAUCUUUUGUGUAUUUGUGCAGUAGUAUUUUGUUGUGUUUCCCGUAAUAUUUUUAUCUGACGACUUCCGACAUGCUUGGUUGAAGAGGGUGCAUUUUGACACGACCUCGUAACGCCACGUGCGUAUUGACUCGUGAACAGGCUCUUUUUUUAAUAGGGUUUGUUUACAAGCGUUUAGGAAUUACUAUCUAUUAAAUUACAGUAAUGAUACAGAAAAGAGGAGGAGGUUUCGUACAGUUAGCCAUAUAGAAAGCUAUCGGGAACCAAACCCAGUUUUUAAAAGUGCCUGAAGAAGAUGAAGGAAAAACUGGAACGAAUUGGCAUUGGCAAAUGCAGGGGACGAACCCACAGUCCUAAACCACGCAAACCGGCAACAAACUUCAGUGUCAGUCCAACUGUCAAGGAGUUUCAGGAGAUGAAAAUCAAAAGUGAAGAGGAAGAGGAGAUAGAAGAGAGGAAGAGCGAUGAUGCAGCUCCUUCACUGCCUCAACCCUCCCCAGUAGUGAUCCCCAUCAGAAAGGGCCGCAAAGGAUCCAAGUGGCAGGCUUCGGGGUUCAUCACCAAAGUGGGGGACCAGAUCUCCUCCUACACUGCAGAGAGUGGAGUUACAUACAGACAUGGAGACACGGUGUACUUGGAGAAUCCCAGGAUUGACAACCCGUAUUAUGUGUGCAGCAUCAAGGAGUUCAGACUGACAAAGAAAGAUACUUUGGUGGUGACGAUCAAGUGGUACUUCAGGUCGUCAGAAGUUCCGUACAGUGUCUACCAACUCCUAGUACAAGACAGACACACAGAGAACAGCACUGGACGGGAUUCAGCUUUGAAUGAUCCAAAGAUCAAGAGCAGAGAACUCUUUAUCUCCAACGCGUCGGACACCUACCCUGUUAAGGCACUAAGAGGAAAGUGUAGGGUUGAACACUUCCAAGACAUCUACUCUGCGAAGAACUUCAAGCCAAAAGAGGACACCUUCUUCUAUGUGUUAGAGUAUAAUCCCAAAACCAAAAGACUGGCCACCACGCAGGGUGAAAUUCGUGUGGGUCCGAGCCACCAGGCUCGGCUGCCAGAAUUCAGGCGAGAUGUUCCUCCGAGCCAAAUGCCGGAGAAUCCGGAGCGAUGGGAGGAGCUCCGGUGGCGGCCGUUUUCUGUCGGGGACGGGGACUUGAUGAUGUACCUCAGGGCAGCAAGAAGUGUGGCAGCAUUUGCAGGGAUGUGUGAUGGGGGGUCAACAGAAGAUGGCUGUCAGGCAGCCUCAAUGGAUGAAACAACCAUCAAUGCCAUGGAUACGCUUCAUCGUUGUAAUUACGAUCAUGGAAAGGCGCUACAAGCACUGGUCAAGUCUCCGGCCCUCCGCAGCAUCGAGAAGAAGUGGACAGAGGAUGAACUGAAACGUUUUGUGAAAGGUCUCAGAACACAUGGAAAAGAUUUCUUCAAAAUCCGAAAAGAUCUCUUACCAGGAAAAGAAACAGGGGAAUUAAUUGAGUACUACUACUUCUGGAAGAAAACUCCAGCAGCUGCCAGCAAUCGGCCACAUCGGCGUCACAGGCGACCUCCAUACAAGAGAAAUACAAGAUCUACGAGACCACCUUCAAGUGGAGUUGAACAAAGCUCUGCCAGUGAGUGUUCGGAUGAUUCGGAUGACAGCGGUGGUAGUCGGGACCUCAACAGAUACACAUGUAGACACUGCCUAACGACAGACUCCAAGGAUUGGCAUCAUGCAGGAAAAGACAAGAGUCUUCGCUGCACACAGUGUCGCCUCUACUACAAGCGACACGGAGAGGAGCGCCCCCUAGAGAGCCCUGAAGAUCCACCCUUCCUCUUUAAGCCAGUUAAAGAGGAAGUAGAUGCUUUGGGAGGUCGCCACAAUAUGCGAACAAGACAAUCCAGGGACUCAGGAAAAGGAAAUAAUAAAAAGAAAGAGAGUAACGGUGUGGACACUGAGGACAAUCGGAAGACCCCCAAAUCUCCCAGCAGCAGCAGUAGCUGUAGCACCAGCAGCUCCGACAAGGACAUCAAGCCAGAAAUCAAGAAAGAGGAACCAAAGUCAAAAGGAAAGAAACGUCAAGCCAACUCUGACAGUGACGACAAGUCGACUAAAAAGAAACGAGCAGAGGACCGGUCCGACUCAGAGUCAAUAUCCGACAGUAGCAGUGGUAGUAGUCUGGAGGACCUCAGUAAUGAAGGAGAUGUAGACAAUAAUCAGGAUGAUUUGAGCUCUUCGUCUCCUCCCAGCACACCUAGGUCUGUGGACACUGAAGUGAAAACUCAUCAGUCCUCCAAACCUUCAUCUUACAAUGACAGUACUCAAACCAGAGCCAUUGUCCACCCUGAACCUGUGAUUCCCUCCUCUAGUCCCACAUCACCCUCCUCCAAAUCCCUCACCUCCACCCCUCCCAUCACCCAGCACCUCACCAAAACUAAAACACCAUUGUCCCUUCCCUUAAAACCAUUCUGUUCCCAUCCAGACCCCAUACAUGUGAAUUCAAACUCGUUCUCUCACUCAGUAUUUACUUCUGUGAAUUCCUUGUCCUCAUCCGAUAGCCCAGCCUCACUCUCUACUGCCACAUCUGUGACUUCAUCAUCGUCUGCCAUUCGUCCCGAACCAACCCUGCAUUCACCAAAGGUUGGCAAUCACAAGCUGGAGUCAUCCAGUCAACCAGUCUUACAUAAACCAGCAUUUUUGGCCAAUCAGGAGCCAACCACUUCACUGUCUGUCCCAGAUCUAAAGUUCUCUUCAAACUCUAGCUUUGCUCCUGUAUCAGGGUUGCCAUAUCUAGAACAGCAGACGACACUGGCCCCUACUCUUGUGACUCCAGUUUAUCAAAAUGCUAUCAGCUCUUCUGGUUUGAGAGACUUGACUACAAUUAAGAAAGAAAGAGUGACACCACCCCCACAGGAAAGCCUUCCGGGCGUGUGCUUCAAAACCAAAGACAACAUUGAGUCAGACAAUCGAAAGAAAGCAGACAUUAACUUUGAUCUCAGUCAUGUGAAAACUGAACCUUCAUUAGACUUAUCCAUAGGGUCGAAGCAGUUUCCAUCUGUGUCGGAAUUGUCUGGACUUAACAAACCGUCAACGGAACGGCGGAGUGCUGAAGCGACAGGAACAAGUCACGUGGAGGCCAAGUCCGAGAAAUCACCAGAGAUUGAUAUGGAUGAUGCCGACAGUGAUAGAGAAGGAGGUGUGGUCACCAGAGACCCCACCCCAGAACCACCCCCUUCACAGUGUAAUGUGGAGGUACUUACUGGCAGCAAGGAAUCAAAGUACCGGUUAAUGAAAGUUUGGGACAGAGGUUCCAAUAUAUGUUCCCGAUGUGAUAUUGUACUGAAAGCUUUACCAGAGUCUAAACUGGCCCAGAAGCAGAAAAGUAGUGCACCUGUGGCCCCCAACCCUCCCCAGCAGACCCCACCAGUCAAGGUCGAGGAAAAGAAAAAACCCGAGACUCCGCCCCCAAACUCUACAGCUGACGCCCAGAUUACGAGCAGUCUGAUCAAUGUGCCACAGCACUACGAGAGGCAGACGACCCCCAGGUCUUAUCCAGACACACCAGCCUUAAGGCAGCUUAGUGAAUACGCCAAGAAACCCACCAUAAGCAUGGGUGGUGAGCCUUCACCAAUGUCCCAUCCUGGACCUUAUGGACCCUACCAUCCUGGGAUGGAUCACCUGCUGAAUUACAGAAUACCCAUGUACCCCCCGGGCUCCAGGGAAAGGUUGGAGCUGGAGCUUGAGAGAGACAAACGAGAAAGAGAUGCACGGGAGAGAGAGAUUCGAGAACGCGAGAUCAGAGAAAUGGAGAUGAGGGAGAAAAUGAAACAGGACUUGGAAAUGAAACCUCCAGGGCUGGAGCGAUUACUGCCUCCGCAUGGAUUAAAUCCCAUGGAUCCCCAGUGGUUAGAAUUCCAGAGGAGAUACGGAAAUUAUCCCCCAGCGGCACUCGGACACCCUGGUGGUCCCUCGGGGUCUCACAUACCAGGGGUGUACCCGCCCAGCAGCAUUGCCAGUGACCUGAUGCAGAGGGAGAGAGAAAGGCUGGAGAGACUGGGAGUACCCCCGGGUCCCCAUUUUCCACCGGAACUUUUUCAAUAUGGAUCUGCAGCAGUUGCUGAGCGAUUAUCUGCAGAGCGUCUCCACGCCGAGCGAAUGGCUCUGUCGGCGGACCCGUUGGUCCGACUGCAGAUGGCUAGCCUGGGACUGCCGACUCCUCCGGUGGGACCAGGGCCACCUGGUGCCCAUACUCACACUCAUUCACACUCACACACGCAUCUACACCUACAUCCAGGGGAGACCAACGCUGGAGGUGGCCCUCCUCCUCCCCCGUCACCUUUCCACCCCAUAGGGGGACCCCCUCCUUCCCUUCUGACUCCGUUUGGUCCAGGAGCCGACCCUCUAGCUGUGAGUGCAUCUUCGGGCACACCUGCAGGGCACCUCCCCUCUUUACCUCCCGGUCUCCCUCCCCAUGCGGGGCUUUUGUCCCGAGGGGAGCAGGAAAUGUUACAGAGCGAGUUUUACAGGAGAGCCGCCUACGCAGACCCAGGACUGGCCCAUCAGGUAAAGCUAUCAGCACAAGCUGCUCAACAUGAAGCAAUUCAGAGACAGCUGGCGAUGGAACGGGAGAGGUUCGGACACAUGCCACCGCACUGAAGACUCGGUAGCCAGCAGUGUGAGGAGCUGAAGACUCGGUAGCCAGCAGUGUGAGGAACUGAAGAUUUUUGGCACUUGGUUCAGUGAAAUACAAUCAAAGAAGAGCAGAUGGAUUCAGGAUCCGCGACUCUAGAGAGAUUGAAUCGUUGGUUAGAUUCGUGUCAAACCAAAUGGUGAACACAGUAUUUUAUAUUGGAGUGUCUUCACUCGGUGUCUAAUCAGUUCUGUGUACAUUUUGUGAUACUAGGAUCUCAGAACAUUUUAAACCAUGGACAGCCCUGACAGACUGCAACUGGUUUUAUUGUGCAACAGAGUCCAAUUUUUUGCAAUCUUCUAGUUAUUUUCUCUGUGAAGGCAGCUGAAUAUGGAUUCAAUGACAUACAAUCAGCAAAUAUAUUCCCAGAUGUUACAUGCUGUUAUUUCCCCCGCAAACCAUUAACUGUCAAGCUGUGAAAUAUCUGUAUACUCAGACUUAAUGAGACAUAUUCUAUGAAGCAUUCCGAUAAAAAGUGCUAUGUUAGAAUCCAUAGAAAUCCACUGUGUAUAUAUGUACAUUUGUGAUAUAUCUGCCAUUUAAGUAACUUGUUCAGCUGGAUCGGUUUUUUAUAUUUUAAAUUAUGAUAGUUAGAGAGAGGGCACAGAUUGGUUUUACAGUUUACAACGCAUGCCUCUGUUUGCAUCGGUAGACUAGAGGAACACCCAUUGGAAUGACACUAACAGAAUGAGACUGAAUAUUUUUUAAGAACUUUGAAUGUUGGCGUCAGUCUCAAAGACACAGACAAAUUUGAAUGAAAGUUUUUUUUUUUAUAUAUAAAAUUAGAAUUGCACAAUGCAUGCGAUUUUACUAGAUGAAUGCUUUAUUCAGUGUACACCAAAACACUGUGUUGGGAUGCAUGAAUGGAGCUGACUGUAACAGGAGGUGUAACAUUAAUUGAAUGGCAAUAAUUUAUCAUGCAACGCUGCAAGAGGCUGUAGCGUAACAGUCGUUGUGGACUUCGCUGGUGAAGUGAAGACAUAUUGCUGAGAAACCAUUGUUGUCAGAAGAGUCCAUUUUUAUGUCAUUUUUUUGUAUUACUUGUAUCUUGUGUGUGUGUGUGUCAUAAAUAUAUUAUUAUAAAGUAUUGAAAUUCAAUGAAAAGAUGAAAAAAUAAUAAAAUUAGAUGUCCUUCGGAACGAGGGAAUAAAAUAUACAGUGA
Ostrea edulis (European flat oyster) is the source of this 5857-nucleotide messenger RNA. Its product is annotated as arginine-glutamic acid dipeptide repeats protein-like. The transcript has 26 exons. The record is from RefSeq and is a predicted model, not a curated record. Gene Ontology annotation, biological process: regulation of DNA-templated transcription. NCBI's taxonomy places the organism in Eukaryota, Metazoa, Mollusca, Bivalvia, Ostreida, Ostreidae. Gene Ontology annotation, cellular component: nucleus. Gene Ontology annotation, molecular function: transcription corepressor activity; zinc ion binding; chromatin binding. The coding region runs from base 321 to 4661 and encodes 1446 amino acids.